AAACCUAAUUUUUUUCAAGCGAGUUUCGCUCUCUUCCAAGAAUGGCCGCUGCAGGAAUAAACAAGCUGGGCUCUGUGGCGGCGAUGGAGCCGUGUAUCCGACACGGCAGAGCAACAAAUGGAAGCAGUGUGAAGGUACUGGAAUGUGGCGUGUGUGAGGAUGUGUUCUCUCUUCAAGGAGACAAGGUUCCUCGCCUUCUGCUUUGUGGUCAUACAGUUUGUCAUGACUGUCUGACUAGGUUACCCCUCCAUGGCAGGGCAGUGCGUUGCCCGUUCGACAGACAGGUUACUGAGUUGGGAGACUCUGGAGUUUGGGGUCUAAAGAAGAACUUUGCUCUACUUGAACUUUUGGAACGACUUCAGAAUGGAGCAUCAAACCAGUCAGGGAUGGCAGAGGAUGCCCUUAAAGGCAUGGGAGAAUGUAUUAUUCGCUGUGAUGAGGAUGAAAGUCACACAGCCUCCAUGUAUUGCACUGUAUGUGCCACCCACUUGUGUGCCGAAUGCUCACAAAUAACUCACUCCACGCGAACACUGGCUAAGCACCGCCGGGUGCCACUGGCUGACAAACCUCAUGAGAAGAUGCUGUGCCCCCAGCACCAGGUCCAUGCCAUAGAGUUUGUGUGCCUAGAAGAAGGAUGUCAGUCAGGGCCACUCAUGUGCUGUGUUUGUAAGGAGUAUGGCAAACACCAAGGCCACAAGCAUGCUCUCCUUGAAUCUGAAGCUAAUCAGAUCCGUGCAUCCAUUCUUGACAUGGCACACUGCAUUCGCACCUUUACAGAUGAAGUGUCUGAGUACUCAAGAAAACUGGUGGGCAUUGUGCAGCAAAUAGAAGGGGGAGAACAGAUUGUAGAGGAUGGUAUUGGAAUAGCCCACACUGAACAUGUUCCAGGCACAGCGGAAAGUGCUCGCUCAUGUGUGCGUGCCUACUUUGCAGACCUCCAUGAGACUCUGUGUCGGCAGGAGGAGAUGGCCUUGAGUGUGGUGGAUGCACAUGUUCGAGAGAGGCUCAUCUGGCUGCGACAGCAGCAGGAGGACAUGACCAUCCUUCUGUCUCAAGUAUCCACUGCCUGUCUGCACUGUGAGAAAACCCUACAGCAGGAUGAUUGCAGAGUUGUGCUGGCAAAACAGGAAAUCAACUGUUUGCUGGAAACACUGCAGAAGCAGCAGCACCAGUUCACAGAGUUGGUAGAUCACAUUCAGCUGGAUGCUGGCAUACCUGUCACCUUCACAAAGGACAAUCGUGUUCACAUUGGUCCUAAGAUGGAGAUUCGUGUAGUAACACUUGGACUGGAUGGAGCAGGCAAAACAACUAUCCUUUUUAAAUUAAAACAAGAUGAAUUCAUGCAGCCCAUCCCUACAAUUGGAUUUAAUGUGGAGACUGUAGAAUACAAGAACUUAAAAUUUACAAUCUGGGAUGUUGGAGGAAAACAUAAGCUUAGACCUCUUUGGAAACAUUACUACUUGAACACUCAAGCGGUAGUUUUUGUAAUUGACAGCUGCCAUAGAGACAGGUUAAUGGAAGCACACAGUGAACUGGCCAAACUACUCACUGAGAAAGAGCUAAGGGACGCACUGCUGCUUAUUUUUGCAAACAAGCAGGAUGUACCUGGGGCUGUGGCUGUGGAGGAGAUGACAGAGGUGCUGAGUCUACACAAACUGUGCUGUGGAAGGAGCUGGCACAUUCAGGGCUGUGAUGCCCGCAGUGGGAUGGGCCUGCAUGAGGGAUUGGACUGGUUGUCAAGACAGUUGGUGGCUGCUGGGGUCCUGGAUGUUGCCUGAAGCUGACAGUUUUUAAAUAUUUCCAACAUUAGAACAUAACUCAGCCUCUCUACUUUCAUCCAGCUUCCUAGCUUUGUUUGCCAUCGCCUUCACAAAGAACAUUGAGGCUUGAUAAAGAAAAAUGUAAAUAUUUUUCAAAGACCCAUCAGUCACAGAUUCAACUAACAAUGCAUGCGCUAGUCCAUAAUCCUAUACAAGGCUGUUGUCAUGACAUCUCCAUAUUUUUAGUUACUUUUUCAGGAUUCUACAAUUCCAAUGCUUAUUGAAAUUGGGGUCUCUUCAUUCUACUUAUAACACAAUGUAACAGACUGUCGUCCUAUUGACAAUUUUGCUAUUGGUGUUUAGUUUUUACCAGCUAACACUUGUAGUUCUAGGAUCCCUUUUAUUUUAUCCAGACGUUUGAAAGGCCAGGCUAUUUAAUUUAUAGGUGUAGUGGUGUUCUUUGCCUUGAUGUGAAUAUGGUUUUGUGGCACCCUUAUGCAUUGUAAAGAGUUUAUGUGCUUCACUCUAUGUAGUCUUCAAAAGGCAAAACCAUUGCAUUUUAGAUUGAAUUUGUUUUAUGUUACAGAGGUGAAACAUUUUACUGAAUUAAUAUAUAAAUAUGUUUGUGUGAGGUUUGUAUGAACAAGUUAGCCACUUUGCAUCAAAUACGCCUCCAUUUUUGGAGUGUCUUGCACGGAACUUGUGGCAUGCACUUUUCCUUACAGUUAGCUCAUGCAACUAAAAUGUGUGUGCCAUUUCAUUGUACAUAUAGGAUUUGAUUUAAAAGAAACAUGGGAAAAUCUACGUUCUAGCCUCAGUGCUAACAAGAUGGUACACGUUAAGUUUACAACCCAUUAUGUGAAACAUUAAAGUCUUUGCUUGUUGAAA
Messenger RNA from Periophthalmus magnuspinnatus, 2648 nucleotides. RefSeq names its product tripartite motif containing 23 (gene trim23). Gene Ontology annotation, cellular component: cytoplasm; lysosomal membrane; plasma membrane. Bases 42 to 1778 code for a protein of 578 amino acids. Gene Ontology annotation, biological process: intracellular protein transport; vesicle-mediated transport. Gene Ontology annotation, molecular function: GTP binding; GTPase activity; zinc ion binding. NCBI's taxonomy places the organism in Eukaryota, Metazoa, Chordata, Actinopteri, Gobiiformes, Gobiidae. The record is from RefSeq and is a predicted model, not a curated record. The transcript has 11 exons.